AUUCUGGGAUAUCACUGCUAGCACUCGGAUAGGAAACGUGUUUCUUUGGAAUUUUUCAGGUGGAAAUCCGAGGAAGAACUUCUAAACGCUUCAUGCCGAGGGGGGAUUAUUGCAGAGUUAAAUGGGGAAGAUAUUUGCCUGGCCCGCGGGUUUGCCACGAAGCCGCUGGUGAUAAUGGUCUCGACUUCGUUGGAUCCAGUUUCCUUUUCGUCCCAGCGCAGCCGGAGUUGAGCGAACUGGAUGUGUUAGGCCUUCUGGCACCGACCUCUCAGGGGAUCAUCUUCAGGGGUUUACCAUGCCGGAGAUCUGCUUUCUUUCUGCCCUGCUGAAGUGCCAUGGCCUAAACAAAUGAAUAUUUUUAUGUGGCACCUCAGUACAGAGAUGGGCCAGGACCAAACCAAGCAACAGAUAGAGAAAGGACUGAGGUUGUACCAGUCCAAUCAGACUGACAAAGCACUGCAAGUGUGGACAAAAGUGUUGGAGAAAACCUCGGAUCCGGGAGGGAAAUUUCGGGUUUUGGGAUGCUUGAUCACGGCUCACUCGGAAAUGGGAAAAUAUAAAGAUAUGCUCAAGUACGCCUUGGAUCAAAUCGACACGGCCAGAGAAAUGGAGGACCCGGACUACCUGACUGAGGGUUACCUGAACUUGGCGCGCAGCAACGAGAAGCUGUGCGACUUCCACAAAACGGUCUCGUACUGUAAGACCUGCUUAAACAUGCAGGGCACCACGGUCAGCCUGCAGCUCAACGGUCAGGUAUGUCUCAGCAUGGGCAAUGCCUUCCUGGGCCUCAGCCUCUUCCAACAAGCUCUGGAGAGCUACGAGAAGGCCCUGCGCUACGCGCACAACAAUGACGACAAGAUGCUGGAGUGCAGAGUCUGCUGCAGUCUGGGAAACAUUUAUAUCCAUCUGAAGGACUACGAAAAAGCCCUGUUCUUCCCCUGCAAAGCAGCCGAGCUUGUCAAUGACUAUGGCAAAGGUUGGAGCCUCAAGUAUCGAGCUAUGAGUCAGUACCACAUGUCGGUGGCCUAUAGGAAGCUGGAGCGCCUGCCGGACGCCAUGGAAUGCUGCGAGGAAUCUAUGAAAAUUGCUCUGCAGCACGGUGACCGUCCUCUGCAGGCUCUGUGCUUGCUGAACUUUGCAGACAUACACCGCUACAGACGGGACUUUGAUAAAGCAUUCCCGCGUUACGAGUCGGCAUUGGGUAUCAUGACUGAGAUUGGGAAUCGACUUGGACAAGCCCAUGUGCACCUGGCAGUGGCAAAGUGUUGGCUUCUGAUGAAGGAAUAUGUUAAGGCUCUGGAUUCCUUAGAGCGAGCACAGGCCCUGGCAGAUGGAAUGGGAAACAAGCUGUGCACACUGAAGGCCCAUUGCCUGAGGGAGGGCAUCUACAGGAGUCAGGGCAGACAGGAGGAGCUGCGAGAGCAGGUGGUGAAGUUCCUGCAGUACGUGGAGGAGCUGGAGCUCUACUGCGGCAUGUGCGGGGAGUCCAUCGGGGACAGGGACCAAAAGCUGCAGGCCUUACCCUGUUCCCACAUUUUCCACCUCAAGUGUUUGCAGACUAACGGGACAAAAGGUUGUCCCAAGUGUUUGAAGAACUCCAUGAAGCCAGGGUUCGUGUGAAUCGGCCACCAUGUUUACGCGGGCGGGAUCUCUAAACACAGUGCAUUAAUGCCUCACAUGCUGCUGACUGGUCUUAGUGAAGCAGGCAGCCUCGGGGAAGCGAUGAUCUUUGACGUGGGUCAAACUCAUGUUUCUCUGCUGAGGGAUGCUGAACGGAAGCGGGCCUCCCAUUCUGAGGACUCUGUCAAUCAUCUUUUCUGACAUCAGUUUGGAAUUGACUGAAGAGGACAAUGGAGGUCAAACUGCCACUUGCCACAUUUCAAUACAGGCUGGAGUAUUUGGCCUUUGGUUGCAGAGUGUGAGGAAGUAGCGAAGAAUGUGGACUGUAAACAGCACAUUUAUAACUGAACUCAUGCUAUUCUUUGCAUUGGUAGUGUACAAGGAUGAGAGGAUUUCUUGCUGUUAUUUACACUUCUUUAUGCAUAUUGUUUUUUCAGUCACUUCUGAAUUCAACUCAUGAUAUUUUAUUCUUGUACAUACCGUAAUGUAAAGGUUUUGAGUUCCAGGAGGGGUUUUGCAAAAACUUAACGACUCAUGUCUUCACAAAAUGUAUAUGCAGCUGUUUUCUCCUUAUUCGCUGAGAUUAAGGAACCGGAUCAAUGCACAUUGUGUUCUUCAUAGAAAUUCCUUUUUCUGUCCACAUCUGACAUCCGUAGUGAAGGGCAGAUUGCUGAACAGGAAAUCUGGUGGUUGCUAUAAUGUAGUCUAUUGUAAAUAGGGAAUAAUUGGUCAUUUGAAAAAAAGAGGUAAACGUUGGUGAGCUUUAGUAGAAUUGAGAACUCUGCAUGUUUUAUUGACUAUAGAAUGCCAAGCAACUACACAGAAUAAUUCAAAUCUAGUCGUGUAUUCACUUGAGCAUACAGUAUAAUCAUACUAUUUAGCAAAAAAAACAUGUUAUAUUUUUUGCAAAACAGAAACACCUCUGUACAAUGGAUAAUGCAAAUUACAACCACAAUAAUCAACAGGGUUAAAUAAAUACCUCCUGCACUGUCAAAACUGAGCAUUAUUAUCUUUGUAAAGGCAGAAUAUUUGAUACACUGAGCUCUAUUAACUCUGACAUUUAAAAGUGUAGCAUGAUCACAUUUCACGGUGAAUAAAAAUAAUAAUUUGCUGAAGUAAUUCUCACUUUUGAGUAUCGCAGAAAAAACCCAAACAGAUGAGUUCUCUUCAGCACAAACAAUGGAGGUUUUUGCUUCAGAGUAUACGUGACUCCACUGCUGACAUUGUAAGAAUUAUCUUCCUCAACUCUGACUUCUGUUAAACAUGGUUCACACAUCCACAAUAAAUGAUGGAUUUUGGUGUCCGACAGCUUGCAGGAUGGGAGUUACCAGUUGAGCUGGCAUGUUCGUCCCAAAAAAAAAAAAAAAAAAAAAAAAAAAAAAAACAA
Messenger RNA from Phycodurus eques (leafy seadragon), 3007 nucleotides. RefSeq names its product receptor-associated protein of the synapse, 43kD (gene rapsn). The record is from RefSeq and is a predicted model, not a curated record. Gene Ontology annotation, molecular function: acetylcholine receptor binding; protein-membrane adaptor activity. Lineage: Eukaryota; Metazoa; Chordata; Actinopteri; Syngnathiformes; Syngnathidae. Bases 349 to 1620 code for a protein of 423 amino acids. Gene Ontology annotation, biological process: chemical synaptic transmission. The transcript has 8 exons. Gene Ontology annotation, cellular component: synapse.